Prunus mume (Japanese apricot) is the source of this 1311-nucleotide messenger RNA. NCBI's taxonomy places the organism in Eukaryota, Viridiplantae, Streptophyta, Magnoliopsida, Rosales, Rosaceae. The record is from RefSeq and is a predicted model, not a curated record.
AUGUACCACAAUGGUAAACUAAGAGGUAACUAUUAUGUGAAUGGGUCUGUUGAUUGGUUUGAUUAUUGUGAUAAGAAUACAAUGUCAAUAACUGAGAUAGAUGACGUGGUAAAGGAGUUAGGGUACAAAGAUAUCAUUAACUACUGGUACAGUAUUCCAGGUGGUUAUUUUGAUGGUGGCCUAGUUAAGCUGAGUGAGGAUGCAUAUGUCUUAGACAUGCUAAUAUUUGUGCCAGACACUAGGUUGAUAAAUAUAUUCUUAGAACAUGUGUUGGCAUGCAGUCAAGAGCAAUUUUGCAGUCAAGUGGCUUCAAACAUAUUUAUAAAUUUUGAUGAUGAUUUUGGGACCAACACUAGGGUAGUGAUUGAAGAGCUUGUUGACAAUUAUGGUGUCAUUGUUCCAAUUGGUGGGGGAGUAUCCCAAGUGGGAGAGGUAAAAAAACAAGUGUUGAAAGGCAAACAUAUAGUGACAGAUGACAUGUCACAUAGGGUCAAGCGUGCUUUUGGUAGAAAAAGAUGGAAGGGUUUGAGGAGGAAAAAUAAUGUUCAACAGAAAGGCAAAAAAACUGUGGAAGGAACUGUUAAGGGCAUUAGGACCGAGUCCAAAAGUGACUCUAUGAAGUUGAGAAGUGGAAGAAGAUAUGCAAAUGCUACAGAUUUUGAAGAUUUUGAUGAUGAUUUUGCUGAUAGUGAGGACUCAUAUUAUGUGCAUGCCAAGAACAUUGGUGAAGAUGAAGAUGAUGAUUAUGCCAAGUGUAAUUCUGACCAUGAAGGUGAUAAGAAUUGGCUAAAGUUCAAUGCUACAAUUGACAUGGCAGAUCCAAAGUUUGAGAUUGGCAUGUUGUUUACUAAUUGUAAGGUCUUUAGGGCAGCUGUCAAAGAACACUCCAUCUUGCAGAAAAGGAAUGUUGUCUUUAUUAGGAAUAAGGCUUUGAAGUUGAAGGUAGUUUGUGGGGACCCAGAUUGUGAGUGGAUGAUAUAUGAUUCAAAAAUGCAACAUGAGAACACAUUGCAAGUGAAGACAUAUGUAGUCAGCUAUUUCAAGAAGACUGUUGAGAAGGAUUAUAAUACAGGGGUGUCAAGACAACAAGUGUAUAGGGCAAAAGAUAAGGCACUAAAGCUGAUUGAGGGCACUUUCAAUGAACAAUAUUCAAGAAUUUGGGAUUAUUGUGAAGAAUUAAGGAGCACUAAUCCAAGAACCAUAACAAUGGUUAAGUGUGAUUUCCAAGAACAGUUAGGGCAACCAGAGUUUCAAAGUUGUGGAAUUAGAAUGCCAGGAUUCUUGGAUUUGGUUUAUGGAGCUAUUGGUUAA